AUGGAGCUCAACCUGGACACCAAACGCACGCCAACGCCGGUACACGAGGACCUGGAAGCUCGUCUGAACCAGUGGAUCAAGAUUGCGCGACAGCGAUUUGAGAAAACCAAGCUCGGGUUGAGCGGUUUCAUGAUACAGACCCAGGCCACGAGGUUCGCGUCCGACAUGAACGUGACCGACUUCACGGCGAGCAAAGGCUGGCUACAUCGCUUCCUUGGUCGCUACGGCUGCGCGCACAUCAACCUGCACGGGGAAGCUGGUGACGUGGACAAGUCUACGGACAUGGGGGUCCUGUUUGCCCUCAAGUGCCAGUACAAGACGGAGAUGGUGAUGAGGCUGGCGGCCCUCAUCGAGGACUGGGACACAGCGCGUGCGCGCAAAAUCCGAAGGGGCUGCCGGGGCCUGAGCGACGCAGGCCAGGCAACAAUGCUGGAUGUGACGGAGAUCCUUUCGCAGAAGUGGGAGAGCUUCUCGGACCAGACUGUCGUCAGGUAA
Molecule: messenger RNA, 495 nt
Organism: Ectocarpus siliculosus
Lineage: Eukaryota; Phaeophyceae; Ectocarpales; Ectocarpaceae
Source: the annotation of a GenBank genome assembly